Molecule: messenger RNA, 3471 nt
Organism: Pygocentrus nattereri (red-bellied piranha)
Lineage: Eukaryota; Metazoa; Chordata; Actinopteri; Characiformes; Serrasalmidae
Gene: pxmp4
Product: peroxisomal membrane protein 4
Exons: 4
Coding region: 57-689 (210 amino acids)
Cellular component (GO): peroxisomal membrane
Source: RefSeq, a predicted model, not a curated record
GUACGUGACGUUGUUACGUUAGUGCUGCAGCGCUAAACAGUCCCUCGCAGUCCGACAUGGCCGGGUCUGAUCUGGUGAAAACUCUGCUCUAUACAGUCAACAACGUAUUACAGCAGGAGAAAUACAAAGCAGUGCUUGCUGUCCUGAAAGGACUCAGAAAUGGCGCAGUAUAUGGUGCCAAGAUCCGUGCCCCACAUGCCCUAGUGAUGACAUUUCUUUUUAGAGGUGGCAGCCUGCAGUCCAAGUUGAAAGCGAUUGCCCAGGCUACAUAUACACACUCAAGGAACCUUGCUCUCUUUGUGUUCACAUAUAAAGGACUGCAAGAACUUCAGCAGCACAUUCAGGGAAAGAGUCUUCAGUCGCAAGCUUUUCUGGCUGCUUGUAUUGGGGGUUGGCUUGUAUUCGGAGACAAUAAUAACAUUAACAGCCAAAUAAACAUGUACUUGUUGUCUAGAAUUCUGUUUGCAUUGUCUCGGCUGGCUGUGGAGAAAGGCUACAUCCCUCAACCCAAGAGAGAUCCAUUCCCACUCUUUGCCACCCUGGUGUGGGGCAUCGUGCUCUGGCUGUUUGAGUACUACCCUCACACCCUGCAGCCGUCACUCCAGUCCUCCAUGACCUAUCUCUACCAUGACAGCAAUGUGUGGCACGACAUAACUGAUUUUCUACUAUACAACAAACCACGGACUUAAGUGAGCCUUUAGCAAUGUUCCUCUCAACCAAAGCUCUCAUGUCAAACAGUGAGAGUCCAGCACCAGUGAUCACUGUAGAUUUCUUUUUCUAAUCUGUUUUUUUGAGAAAAUUGCUUGAGUAAGUACUGAGAAGGUAAAUGUUAGGAUUGUAAUUUUCAAUCACAAGUGAGCCUUAGAUGAGGUUUCUGCAAUGUGCAUGUUUUGAAAGUGUUAACCUGUGGUUGACUUUUUGCAUUUUUGCACAUUUAUGGCUGAAUAUUUGGAAGCAAAAAAUGAAAAUUAAUAAGACCAUGAAGGAUUUUUUUGGGGAAAAGUCCAUGUUUCCACUUUGCUUAUUAACUGUGUAAGCAGUCUUUUGUGAGAGUGACAUUGACUUCUGGCACUCCACAUUCCUCCAUGUACAAUUAUUUUUAGUUCAUGACCUUUUUGGUUUUUCAAGCAUGAGCUAUUCUUAAGCUUCUGUCACAGCUUCGUACUGUGGUUCACUGAUGCUGACUAACUAAAGCAUGUGGACAAAUGGAUCAGCUUAUUUGGGGGGUAAAUUAUUAUUUCACAUAUAUUACAUAUAUGUAUGUUAUCUGCAAGUGAUUGCAGGCCAGACAAGUCCUGAUGCAGCAAUGCAUGGUGCUUCACCCAACAUGUUUGGACUGUUGGUAUGCUUCAUGCAUUGCAUGGUUUUUGCCAAAAAGAGCAGGCUCUGUGGUGUCUGAAAUGUUUUACUUGCCCAUAAAACAUUGUUCUGGAACUCUUUUUUUUUUUUAGCAAAUACUGCUUUUUCAUUCCUUUCAUUUGUACCAUUGCACCUCAAAGGAACAGAAAAUCUCAGCAUGAAAAAUGUGGAAAAAAUGCUAAAAAUCAGCCAUAAGCAAGUCCUGUUUUGCAGUACUGUGUGACAUUUCAGUCUUUAGAGAAGGCAAGCAGAAGAGUAGCAUGUAUUUUUCUGUUCACACUUCCCACACCACAUUACCUCAGUACUCCGGGUUCAUGUAAGUGUUUUUGCCGCUCUGCGCCACUAGAGGUCACUAGCUGUAAGGAAGGAGUGGUCUCUCAUAGCACCAGAAAUGACGACUUGAGUUGGCAACUGUAUGUCUUUGAAGGGAAACUUUGAACUUUAUAGGACCCUGAUAGCUUAAUUAGCCUGUAGUUUGGAUAAUAAAUGGUUAACUGGCUUGCAGACCAUUCCCUAGAAAUAAUGUUUUUUAAAUAAUGUAUAAAGUUUUACUCCCAACUAUUCAAAGAUAAAUUUUACAAAAUCUUCCAAAAUUUCCACAUAAUUCAGUGGUUGAUGCAAAUAAAAUAAUUCAGAGUGGUUUGAUAAGAAAUGUAGAGAAACUUUGACACAGUUUAUUUUACAGGGGUGGUGAUAGGAACCGGAUGUUAUGAUGUCUGCAAAACAAAUAUGGCUAUUUGUAUGUGUUUUUAUUUACUGUUGAUAUAUAUAUAUAAAUAGCAGCAUAUUCAUGACCAUUUUGUGUAGUAACCUUCAGCAAAAUAGUUUUUACAGACAUUAAAUGCUUAAGAUGUCUGGUUCCUUUCACCACCACUGUACACAAUUAUGCCUCUGUACAUUUCACUGGAUUUUUUGUAUUAAACCACUCUGUAUGACUUUACAUCCUGAUGUAUUAAUUAUGUGGACAGUUUAAAAUUGGCAGAAUUCACUUUUUUAACUAAGACCUUAUUGAAGUUGACAACUAAAGACUCACCUCACUGUUUCAGUACUGGUUUUAACAAGCCUCCACUUGGUUUUAACAAGUGUCCACUUGGAUUCCUUCUUUCACUUGGUGGGUGGUGGGGGGGUCCCAGCAGCUGUUCAGUUACUUUAAUAGGAUGUUAGUUGGGCCUUCAGAGUGGUGAGAGAGGGAUCAGGUGAACACUACUGUAGACUUCAGCAGCAGAGCUUGCUCAGAAGUCAUGGUGACCUGAUGCAUUUUCCUUUUCAAACCCCCAAAAAUCCCAGGCAAAACUGUAAGCUACAGCAAGAAUCUUGCAUAAUAUUUGAUUUGCUGGGCUUUAAGGUACAAACUACUCCAUCUGUUAUACAUGACGGCUGAACUACAACUUCAUCACUUUCCUAACCAUCUCAUUAGCAUGCUAAAGGCUACAUGGCUAUCUGGAACCUACACUACGGUUCUGCUCUACGUUAAUAGCCGCCAUAGCAAUUGCUCACACGUUAAGUACAAUAUGCUCAAACAUCUUAAAAACAUUUUACAUUGCAAAGUUUGCAUGGCUAGCUGAUUAGCUCACUGAGGCUAACUUGCUAUGGGUCAGUGUGUUCCAUUUGAAUAAGCCACUCCCCUUCUGCCAGUGAGUUGUGUAACAGGUGUGACUUCAGAUUUGCGCUUCAGAGACUUGAGACUUGACUCAGACGUGGAAAAAGUGGCUUGUGUACAUCUAUGCGUGGCACUGCACUGUAAGGCAUCAGAAUCACUAUUCGUGUUCUAGGAUGUAUGUAUAUUUGUCUAAUGAAUCCUGAUGAACACAGAUAUGUAGAGAAGCUAAACAAUAGUAAUAAUGUAAUAUGACUGAUGAUUAACACCACAGCGUUAUACCACUUGUAAGACCAGUUAGACCUAAGUGUGGACUAAAAGGGCUUUCAGUGGUGAAUCACCAUUGGAGUAGCAGUUUAAUCCCAGAGUAGAAUUAAUCCAUACAUGCUGGUUUAAUGUCUGAUGCAGUUGUUGCAGGACAGCAUUCUUGAAUUAUAUAAUCAGCUGUUGAUCAUUGUUUUGCCUUAGUUUUAAGUGCUAAUUUAAGUGUGCAUAAAUAUAAAUUAAUGAUUAAA